Molecule: messenger RNA, 2838 nt
Organism: Dicrocoelium dendriticum
Lineage: Eukaryota; Metazoa; Platyhelminthes; Trematoda; Plagiorchiida; Dicrocoeliidae
Source: the annotation of a GenBank genome assembly
AUGCGAAUUUUGGUUCGUCUUAAAGAAGACGACUACAGUUCCCAGACGCGUGCUUUGUCCUCCUUGGGCCGCUUGUUCCGUGGCCGAAUGUACGUUCCAGUCCGGAUUUCCGAUGAGGAUGCGGGACUGUUCCUUAUUCGGAAUUAUAUUGCAAUCCACUUGGAUUCGUUCAGUGACAAGUAUCAUCUUCUUUGUCUGAUGGUUCGCAAGCUUCAUGCAUUCGUCGCUGAACGAUGCUGCCAAGAAUCCAACGACAACCUUAUAUUCCAGGAGAUUUUGCUUCCUUCCACACUUUACCUGCAAAUUUUGAGGGAGAAAAUCAGACAACUGAUACACUCAACCAAGGAACAUGUUCUAUCUCGGCCACGAAAAGGACAGACGAAACUCACGCUCGCGCAUCUACAACAAUCGUUGGCCAACCGUGCUUCAGAUAUCAGUAGUGCUAUCCACUAUCUUCUCUGUACUGGCAAUAUCCCGCCGACCGUCCGACCUGAUUUGGCUGCUCAAUUUGGUGGCCAAGCGAGCGGACUGAGCGUCGCAGCGGACAAUGUGAACUUUCUGCGACUAGCCGCUCAGUUUCGUGCCGUGCACCGAGGCUCCAUGUUCACCGAUAUUCGGACCACUUCUAUCCGCCGCCUUCUACCCGAAGCCUGGGGAUUCAUUUGUCCGGUGCACACACCUGAUGGGGCACCGUGUGGUCUACUUAACCACUUGGCGGAACCAGUAGAUGCCGUGUGUGAAACUCCCAAACAAUCGACAGUGGAUAGUCUUGCCGCGUGGCUUAGCACUCAACGGCUUCGGCCGGUCGAGUUGUCCCGUCAACUCUCUGGUGUUGCUGAGGAACAGAACGCCUUGCAAGUGCUUCUUGAUGGUCGUCUUGUCGGUUGGUGCUCUUCCAUCGAUGAUGCCAGCGAACUUGCCAAUGAGUUACGUGAUCUUAAAUUGGACGCACAAUCUGACCUAGUCCCAUACUCUUUGGAAAUUGUUCUUGUCCCCCCAACAGACGCUGCUUCGCAGUAUCCCGGUCUGUUUCUCUUCACUGGUGGUUCGCGCCUGUUGAGGCCCGUGCGGAACGUACGCAACGGAAAGCAGGUUGAGGCAGGUGGCCUCGUCGAAUGGAUCGGCACGUUUGAACAAGCCUACUUGGACAUCGCUGUGAACGAGGCUGAAUGGGCCGAGCGUGCUGACGACUCUGUGUCCCACAUUGAACUCGCUCCGGAGGGCAUAUUUAGUUUUGUCGCUGGGCUUACACCGUAUCAAGACUUUAAUCAAUCUCCUCGGAAUAUGUACCAGUGCCAGAUGGCGAAACAGAGCAUGGGCCACGCGAGCUAUACUUGGCAACACCGAUCUGAUUCCAAGGCAUAUCGUUUACUGUGUCCGCAAAGUCCACUGGUGCGAACUAAAACCUACGUCAAAUACGAUUUGGACCACUAUCCUCUCGGAUUUAAUGCAAUAGUGGCUGUGAUGUCGUAUACGGGUUACGACAUGGAUGAUGCUAUGGUUAUCAACAAAGCGUCUUUCGAACGUGGUUUCGCUGCAGCCUGUGUAUAUAAAUCAGAUGUGAUUGAUCUUUCUUUACUCGCAAAAAUGGCGACGGGUGGGCGUCGUAAAGUGGCUGCCUGUGAACACUAUUUUGGAGCACCCGGCGACCCACCAUCGGGUUUGGAUCGGGACGGAUUCCCUCCGAUUGGCACCCGUCUGGAAUCCGGUGUGAGUGCGCUCUAUUGCUACACCCAUGUGGAAACACGUCAUACCACAGUGGUUAAAUAUGAAGGUGGAGAGCAGGUGGCCUAUGUGGACGCCAUCUCGUUGAAUGGAUCUUGGAGCCAAGCCACCAUCACUCUUAGAUUACCUCGUCCCCCAGACAUCGGUGAUAAGUACAGCAGUCGACAUGGUCAAAAAGGCAUUAAUAGUCUUUUGGUCCCAAGCGAAGAGAUGCCUUGGACCGUAACGAGCGGAAUGGUGCCUGAUUUGAUUUUCAAUCCCCAUGGCUUCCCCACUCGAAUGACUAUGGGUAUGAUGAUAGAAUUUUUGGCCGGCAAAUCCGCGGCACUCACAGGUAACCGUGUUGACGCCACGCCUUUCCAAUGGACGGAGGCACAUCCACCAUUCAAUGACUAUUGCCAGCAGUUGGCGGAUUGCGGAUUCAAUUACUGGGGCACCGAGAUGAUGAUUUCUGGUUGUAGUGGACGUCAGUUAGAGGCCCACAUCUACAUCGGUGUUGUGUAUUAUCAACGCUUACGUCACAUGGUGGCCGAUAAAUAUCAGGUACGGUCUGAGGGUCGAUUCGACCCCAUACUGCGUCAACCAAUCAAGGGGCGCAAAGUUGGCGGUGGUAUCCGGCUCGGGGAAAUGGAGCGCGAUUGUUUGCUAUCUCAAGGCUUGUCAUUCACAUUGCAGGAUCGUAUGGUGGACUCCAACUGCGACACUGUGACAAUGCUUGCUUGCACUAAGUGCGGUGGCUUGGUACACUCCGAUUUGGCCAGAAAUGUUGAUCCCUCGAACUCAUCGAAUCUGGCUCUGAUGGGCACAGCACCCGGUAUCGGUGGAUCCCGAUCAGCCAACAACAACAACUUCUUUGAUCCAAAUCUCUGGAGUUGUCGAUUGUGUGAUCGGGCCGAGGAAAAUUUUGUCUGUGAUACCACCGAGACGACCAAAACGAAACGGCAUUUGAAACGAGUACGAGUAUCCGCCGCCUUCCGCUAUCUCACCUACGAGUUGGCGUGUAUGAAUAUACAAACACAGUUGACUGUGGGCGACUUGAUGUGAACAUACCUUUUCACUUGUAAUGCCAGAGUGUUGUACAGUAUCAGAUAAAUAAACCAUGUAUCAUUCCGA